ACAUAGCAACACUUAGCAACAGCAGCUCGGGCAAACACAAGCAUUAAGCUAAGGACAGACAGACACAGAGAGGCUAUUCGCUUUUUAACGAUUCACACUCACCAGUUAACAAAUUCACUCAGUUCAUUUUUUUAAUGUACAAAAAGCUCCUGUAAAAGAGACUUUUCCUUUAAGUUUUUAUGCUUUGAGAAAUGUGUAAUUAAGUGUUAUUUUUUUUUAGUAAAAUUACAUACUUUUUUUUGUUUGUUUUAUAGAGACAGGGAAUGGAACUCCUGAGGAUCUUUCUUCUACGAAAGAGCAGGAUUUUGUUUCUGAGAGGACUGUAUCUGGAGCAGGACUUGUCUUAGAGGACAGUAUCUGGAGCAGGACUUGUCUGAGAGGACCCUAUCUGGAGCAGGACUUGUCUGAGAGGACAGUAUCUGGAGCAGGACUUGUCUGAGAGGACUGUAUCUGGAGCAGGACUUGUCUGAGAGGACAGUAUCUGGAGCAGGAUUUGUCUGAGAGGACAGUAUCUGGAGCAGGACUUGUCUGAGAGGACAGUAUCUGGAGCAGGAUUUGUCUGAGAGGACCGUAUUUGGAGCAGGACUUGUCUGAGAGGACCAUAUCUGGAGCAGGACUUGUCUGAGAGGACUGUAUCUGGAGCAGGAUUUGUCUGAGAGGACCGUAUUUGGAGCAGGACUUGUCUGAGAGGACAGUAUUUGGAGCAGGACUUGUCUGAGAGGACUGUAUCUGGAGCAGGAUUUGUCUUAGAGGACAGUAUCUGGAGCAGGACUUGUCUGAGAGGACAGUAUCUGGAGCAGGACUUGUCUGAGAGGACUGUAUCUGGAGCAGGAUUUGUCUUAGAGGACAGUAUCUGGAGCAGGACUUGUCUUAGAGGACAGUAUCUGGAGCAGGACUUGUCUGAGAGGACCCUAUCUGGAGCAGGACUUGUCUGAGAGGACUGUAUCUGGAGCAGGACUUGUCUUAGAGGACAGUAUCUGGAGCAGGACUUGUCUGAGAGGACCCUAUCUGGAGCAGGACUUGUCUGAGAGGACAGUAUCUGGAGCAGGACUUGUCUGAGAGGACUGUAUCUGGAGCAGGAUUUGUCUUAGAGGACAGUAUCUGGAGCAGGAUUUGUCUGAGAGGACCAUAACUGGAGCAGGACUUGUCUGAGAGGACCAUAUCUGGAGCAGGACUUGUCUGAGAGGACUGUAUCUGGAGCAGGACUUGUCUGAGAGGACCCUAUCUGGAGCAGGACUUAUCUGAGAGGACAGUAUCUGGAGCAGGACUUGUCUGAGAGGACUGUAUCUGGAGCAGGAUUUGUCUUAGAGGACAGUAUCUGGAGCAGGACUUGUCUGAGAGGACAGUAUCUGGAGCAGGAUUUGUCUGAGAGGACUGUAUCUGGAGCAGGACUUGUCUGAGAGGACAGUAUCUGGAGCAGGAUUUGUCUGAGAGGACUGUAUCUGGAGCAGGAUUUGUCUUAGAGGACAGUAUCUGGAGCAGGACUUGUCUGAGAGGACUGUAUCUGGAGCAGGAUUUGUCUUAGAGGACAGUAUCUGGAGCAGGACUUGUCUGAGAGGACAGUAUCUGGAGCAGGACUUGUCUGAGAGGACAGUAUCUGGAGCAGGACUUGUUUCUGAGAGGACAGUAUCUGGAGCAGGACUUGUCUGAGAGGACAGUAUCUGGAGCAGGACUUGUUUCUGAGAGGACAGUAUCUGGAGCAGGACUUGUUUCUGAGAGGACAGUAUCUGGAGCAGGACCUGUCUGAGAGAACAGUAUCUAACUGUUAUUCCUUUGUGUUUUAAGAAGCGCAGGAUUUUAGUCAUGAAGGAUAUUGCUCUCUCGCUACUGAGUCGAGGCUGUGGUCAUGUUGUCCAGUCACAGCUGGGCAGUAAAGAUGGACGCCUGGAAGUCUACUUCGAACCUAAGGACUACUAUCGUUGGAAGUCUCAGCCCGCCCUGCUCCGCUUAUCUAAGAGUGGCCGUCUGCUGUGCGGCGUGGAACCAGCGCUUCCUAAAACCUACAGCACAAGACAGGGACCCCUCUUCCUAUACUACCAGGAAAUGGCCAUGACGUCAUCGUUUCUGUCAUCAUGCCCCUCAGGGUCAGAGGACAUCAGGAAGAGGCUGGCCUCCCAACAUUCCAGACAGGAAGUGGAGCUCCAACUGAACACUCUGCGGGACCUGACGGGAGCCAUACUGGCUUAUGGGAAAAAACAGCUCCGUGAGGAAGGAGAAGGCAAUGUCCUCCCUAUCCCCUCCAGUCAUGAGACUUACUAUCCUCCCAUCAAGCCCUUCUACCCCAGACACCCCACCAAGGGUUGGACUCCCUUCAGGUCUACCUGGAACCGCCAGGUAGCCCCCACCCACCAGGAGCAGCUUACAGGUAACACGCAGGACAAGCCAAAGGUCAAAGAUGAUCCGGAGCUGUGUAGGGGCCAUGUCGAGAGCCCACGCCCCACUCCAGCUACAGGUGGCUUUUGCAUCCCCAGGUCUGGCCAGGCAGUCUCCCACAAUCCCUACAGGCAACCUCAAGGUCCUUUACCACCUAUAGAAGAGGUGAACUGCUACACAAGAGAUGUACCUCAUCCAGCAUCAGGUUUGGAGGAGCAGGAGGCUAGGCUACUGAGGGGAGUGAAGUUUGAGGUCACGGAUGAGACACCCAGGGUUCAGAUGAGUCCCAUCCCAGAGACAGAGCCUCUUUGGCGGGUAGAGAGUACAAGACACCUCCCUGGAGAUCCACCUCACGGACAGGCUGCACAUCAGGAAGUUGGGAGGCCUGUGUUUAUACACCCUGAUGACAGUGUGAAAGACUGUGAGGAUGUUGGAGGAGAGAUGCCCUGGCCUCUACAGGGAAGAGAGAGACCCUGGCCUCUACAGGGAGGAGAGAGACCCUGGCCUCUACAGGGAAGAGAGAGACCCUGGCCUCUACAGGGAGGAGAGAGACCCUGGCCUCUACAGGGAGGAGAGAGGCCCUGGCCUCUACAGGCAGGAGAGAGUCCCCGGUCUCUACAGGGAGGAGCGAGACCCUGGCCUCUACAGGGAGGAGAGAGACCCUGCCCUCUGAAGACGGCCUCAGUAGAUUCCUCCUGGAGAAGCAGCCAGCGAUCACACGUUAACUACUAUGGUGGUUACCUGGGUGGGGCCCAGCAGGGACGGAGACUGAAACAAGGCAAUGCAGACACGAAAAAGGACAACACAUCCUCGGACCCCAGCCUUUCCAGAUUUCAUCUCCCUCCCCUUUUUUCUGGCUCAGUGGUCAGUCUGGACCAGGACAGGGACCAGGACAGUAGUGUGAGGGUAAGUAAGGCAAUCUAA
This is a messenger RNA of Salmo salar (Atlantic salmon), 3297 nucleotides long. The record is from RefSeq and is a predicted model, not a curated record. Lineage: Eukaryota; Metazoa; Chordata; Actinopteri; Salmoniformes; Salmonidae.